AUUGGCCUAGUAGUUGCAGCAUACUGGAUAAUUUCUAUAUUAACAGUAUUUAUAAACAAAGCGCUUUUAUCCAGUGAUACCAUAAACUUGGAUGCACCUCUUUUUGUCACAUGGUGCCAGUGUAUAGUAAGCUUAGUUAUUUGUGUAAUACUUAGUAGGCUAUCCAAAUGGUUUCCAGAGUAUGUUAAAUUUCCUGAUGGUAAUCCAUAUUGUAAGGAAACUCUUAGAAAGGUAUUACCUUUGUCUCUUUUAUUCACUGGGAUGAUUGCCACUAACAAUUUGUGUUUAAAAUACGUUGGUGUUGCAUUUUAUUACGUAGGACGUUCAUUAACAACUGUAUUUAAUGUCAUUUUCACCUACCUUAUACUUGGUCAAAAAACUUCUAGAAACUGCAUUGCAUGCUGUGGAUUUAUUGUGAUUGGUUUCUGGUUGGGUGUAGACCAAGAACACAUUGCAGGUUCUUUAUCUGUCCUAGGAACAAUCUUUGGUGUGCUUGGAUCAUUAACACUUUCUUUAUAUUCCAUUCAUAUGAAACAAGUUCUUCCUAAAUUAAACCAAGACAUUUGGCUACUUUCUUAUUAUAAUAAUGCAUACAGUGUUAUUAUUUUUCUUCCAUUAAUGAUAGCUAAUGGAGAACAUAUUACAGUGUACAAUUAUGAUAAAAUUGGAUCUUUAUUUUUUUGGUCUGCUAUGAUUGUUGGUGGUAUUUGUGGGUUUGCGAUCGGUUAUGUUACUGCACUUCAAAUUAAAGUAACAUCACCCUUAACACACAACAUUAGUGGAACUGCUAAAGCUUGUGCACAAACAGUAUUGGCGACUUACUGGUUCGAUGAAGCAAAGUCGUUUAUGUGGUGGACUAGUAAUAUGAUUGUGCUUGGAGCUAGUGCAAUGUAUGCUAGAUUAAGGCAAAUACAGUUAACUAAAGAGUACAAAGAGGAGAAAGAACAUCUAAAAGUAGUGUGUUGAAGUAGUACUGAAGUAAGGUAAAUAUUUUGUCACAUACCUAUCUAAAACAAAGUAUAUAUUUUGUGUACAUAUAAAUAUAUAAUAAAAAUACUAUUAUUUUUAAGUUUCAUUGUAUAAAAAUUUAUCUAGAAAUAAGUCUUAAUGAAGAGUAUAUUAAUAUUUUAUAAAAUAAAAUAUUAAGUAAAACACAUUUCUUAAUAUCUUGAUGAAAGACCACCUCCCCGACUGUCUGAA
Molecule: messenger RNA, 1200 nt
Organism: Nomia melanderi (Alkali bee)
Lineage: Eukaryota; Metazoa; Arthropoda; Insecta; Hymenoptera; Halictidae
Gene: nac
Product: GDP-fucose transporter nac
Source: RefSeq, a predicted model, not a curated record